GAUUACGAACGCAGACGCAUUCUAUUCUUGCUGACGAAGUAAAGGACCAACGCAAACGAAUUAUUAUGCCUUUAUUAAGGUCGGGUACUCCGGGACGACUCCGAAUUAUAGUUACCUCACAACCGUCCGCGGACACCGCGACGGUAGAUCUGAUGCCCCGCAUAGAAAACAACGUACGUACCGAUCGAUUUCGGUUCAGAUCCGUACCACGUCCGACGAAUCGAAAGGCCCCGAACUAACGCAUGGCGCCCAUCCACACCCCCACCGACCCUCCCACUCUCUAUAUUAAUUAAUCAAAGCCCUUCUCCUCCUCGUCCUCCACCUUCCCCUGCCUAAGAAGGAGAAGGAGAGGGAGAGUUAGGAUUUGGACAUUUGGUAGGGUUUGGUGGAGAGGUUGAGGUGCAAUGGCGCUGGAGUGGGUGGUGGUGGGGUACGUGGCGGGGGCGGAGGCGAUCAUGCUGGUGCUGCUGACGCUGCCGGGCCUGGAUGGGCUGCGGCGGGGGCUGGUGGGGGCGGUGCGGCGGGCGCUGAAGCCGAUGCUGUCGGUGGUGCCCUUCUGCCUCUUCCUGCUGUUGGACAUCUACUGGAAGUACGAGACGCGCCUCACCUGCGGCGACAGCGACCACGGCCACGGCGGCUGCUCCCCCGCCGACCACCUCCGCCACCAGAAGUCCGUCAUGAAGAGCCAGCGCAACGCCCUCCUCAUCGCCGCCGCCCUCCUCCUCUACUGGCUCCUCUUCUCCGUCUCCUCCCUCGUCCUCCGCCUCGACCAGCUCCACCACCGCCUCGACCAGCUCAAGCGCCACGAUGAUUGAUCGACGAUUGAUCGAAUUUCUCCGUGUUCUUUGAAUAUCUGUACCUUUUAUUGUAUACACUGCUUGCACGCUUAUGUGCAUCCUGUUUUUUUUUCCCCCUAAUCUUCGCAUCAUAUAAUGAAAGUUAACUGUACUCGUCACUUACGCUUUGCUUCUCUAA
Ananas comosus (pineapple) is the source of this 975-nucleotide messenger RNA. RefSeq lists its product as uncharacterized. The record is from RefSeq and is a predicted model, not a curated record. Gene Ontology annotation, cellular component: endoplasmic reticulum membrane; endoplasmic reticulum. Gene Ontology annotation, biological process: endoplasmic reticulum to Golgi vesicle-mediated transport; intracellular protein transport. NCBI's taxonomy places the organism in Eukaryota, Viridiplantae, Streptophyta, Magnoliopsida, Poales, Bromeliaceae. The transcript has a single exon. Bases 405 to 815 code for a protein of 136 amino acids.